Trametes versicolor FP-101664 SS1 is the source of this 495-nucleotide messenger RNA. RefSeq lists its product as uncharacterized. NCBI's taxonomy places the organism in Eukaryota, Fungi, Basidiomycota, Agaricomycetes, Polyporales, Polyporaceae. The record is from RefSeq and is a predicted model, not a curated record. The transcript is spliced from 4 exons. Bases 1 to 495 code for a protein of 164 amino acids.
AUGGUACGACGGGAGCGGAGGACGGCCCUAAAGCACGCCGAGGAUAGAUACGAGCUCGGUUACGACGCGGGCGUACUCACCCUCUCCCCUCCCUUCUACACUCGCUCGCAGCAAUGUCGCCGGGCCCCUCUCCUUCCUUCGUCGUCGCCUGCUCCAGCGCUCCGAGACCUGCGGCGCCGUGCGCCCCACAGAACAUCAUGCUGCGCGCAGCGCUAUGCGAGGCGGGUGGGCGCGCGGUACGGGUGGCAUGAAGGCGUGCGCGGGAGCAUCGCGCUGCGCUUCAGGCUCAGCAGUGGGCGGUACGCGAUCCGAUACCCGCGCACGGGGAAGCAGUCCUCGGCGCAGUGCCUACGGCCUCGACAUCUGUUCGUCGUGUUAGGCGCGCUGCUGGAGACCCACAAGCCUCAGUACAUCGCCUGCGACAACGACGCGGGAGUUCGGGCGGACACGGCGCAGCGGUAUGUGAAGGGCCCCGCGCGGGAUGAGAGGUCAUAG